UUCUAUGGCCAGUUAACAGUGUAACAGUAUGCAUCGUGCAUAUCAACCUCACACUCCUGCAACAAACAAGUACUUGAAGAAGAAAUGGGACGUGACACAUUAUGAGAUGCACAGGAGAAAGGUUGCUACAGCAACAGCCGCUGUAGACACCAAAGGACUGCCAACACCAGCUCAUCUGCAUGUAAAUCUGAAGAAACUCCAGCUGGAAGAAGAACGGCUUGCCAAGAUAGAACGGGAUAAUCAGAUCCUUUCAUCUAAGCUGGCUUACAUUGUAAGAUCAAAAGGACUGGUGGAUCACAGGAAUGACUACACCGGAAGAAGUCUGAAUUCUGAGAAGCGUCUUCGUGAGUUCCAGAAAAUUUCAAGGGAUAAUCAAGCUAUUCUCCAACGGAUCACAAAUAAGGAAUCUGAGUACAGAAGGGAGAAAUGGGAGAAAGAGUGGGACAUAACCAAUAAAAGAUUGGAAAAAAUUACCAGCUAUCCAAGGACUGUGAAGAAAUCAAAACAAAAGGUCCACAUUCAGGAGGAAGAGGAAGAAACAUCACAUAAUACAGCUUAUAACAGAAAACGUGAGAAACAGCUUUUACCCAGUGUGGCUUCUACCAGAGAAUCUAGCAAGAAUGACAACUGUAGUGCUUCUUCAAGAGGAUCAGAGAGGACUAUCCAGACCUGCAUAUCUCAGCAAAGUGACUUCUCUCUUCUGAGUCUAUGUGGAAAAUCAGAGAGAAGUAACCAGUAUUAUAUACCCUUAUCUAAAGCCCAUAAACAGAGAACCUGGUCCAACACAUCUUCAUCUAGAGGACUUAAAAGAUCUGGUAAAUCUAGAGCAAAAGAAAGAAAUGAAUCCAGUGUAGCAUUAUCUGUUAAGUCUGAAGACAUUAACCACAGUGGGGAUGAGCUGAGAGAAUCUUUAUCUUCUAGGUGUAAGCAGAAUAAUCAGUUUAAAAUGUCCUCAGCUAUAUGUGGGACAAGUGAUUGGUCUAAAAAAGUCUCAAAGGUGUGGUCUAUAUCAGGUGACCAGAUCAGGGUAGUUGUACCCUUAGAGGUUCACAGAAAUAAGGAAUCCAUGCAGGCCUCAUCAAUACAGUCUGAAAGCUCUGAAAUAUCCAGGGUGCCAUCACCUACAGAAUCUGUGAGUAGUCAGGAUUCUAGAAUGUCCUUACCUACACAAACAAUGAAGAAUGCUUUGUCUUUAUAAUAUACUCACUCAAAGUGUUUUACACAUAUAUGCCCAGAAUGACUUCACUCUGUAAAUCAGGUAAAAGUUAACAGCCCAGAUUGACCUCACAGACUCUAUUAGGCAUACAAUUUUCUUCAGUAGUACCUCCAUCUCAGAUAACGAGGGAAUCCUAGGAUUCCCUGAAGACCUAGUUUUCAAUGACCAUACCACUGAUAAAGAUUCACCCAGUUCUGAAUAGUGAAUUCCUUUUCCUCAGGGAUGUGGAGAUUCAGACUUGGUUGUUUUAUGUUAGGGGUUGCAGAAUACUAAACUCUCAGCAUGGUUGGGGGAGGGGCUUUUCUACUUCAGAUCAGUCAAGUGUACUUUACAAGUCUGUUUUUGAAGAACCAUACUUUAUCCAAAAAUGAUGAUUUCUGCCUCCCACAAAGUUAAAAAAAAGAUUAACAUACUCUAGAAUUGCAGUUUAUUUUUUUUAAUUAUUCUCCUGUCUGCAAGCCAUCUUGCCUCUAUUACCUCCCAUUUAUUCCCAAUCAUCAGGGUGAGAGUCAUUCAUGACUUGACUGGCAUCCAGGUAGCAAUGAGGGUAAUUUCCCUUUUCUGACCUAACCCUUAUCUGGCAGUUGAUUUGAGGUCUUUCAGUACCUUCCCCUGUUCCACCCCAUGAAGGUUACGACUCGUUCAUAGCUUGGCAGAGCCAAGCAUAUCCCAAUUCUGGAGUGCUACAUGCCAUGCACCUCUCUUGUUAGUAAGUGCUGGCAUUACAGUGAGCCAUUGCUCUUCCAGUGCUUAAGUUUCUAGUCAGUCUUGAGUCAUCUGGGUCAUAGUUAGCACUCUGUCACUUUACACCAGUGACCUUACAGCAUUGUAUGUUUAUCUUAUUUUAAGAGAAUUCAUUUAAAGAGAUAGUGCCAUUAUUUAGCUCAUUGCUAGUUACUAGAACAGUAACAGUUCUAACCAUUUUAACCAUAGAAGCUGAUGAAACUGGCAUGAUCUUAGAAACUUCACAAAUGAAAACUGAAAACAGAGUGGUUUCCAAAAUGUCUCCAUUCACAAAGUCCAAAAGUGUGUCUGGUCACAUGUUGGGUCAUCUUUAGUGAUCUGAUAGUAUAAGAAGUCUUUUAGAACUUUUUAAUAAAAUCAGGGAAAAGUAGAUAUUAUCUAACAAGCUCAUCAACAUGUUCUCAACAUCUAAACAGAAGACAAUCUCAAAUUAUGUCUUUUUUAAUGUCUGUGAAAAUUAGCUAUCCAUUUAUAGACACACAGCAAGUAUCUGAGAAAAGUGGCAGAUUCCAAAUAAUCCCACCAGUGCAACAUAUAAAGCAGUUGCAACAGGACAAUAGCAUGUAACUCCCAUUAGAACCAGUAAAGCAUAAGCAGAUGCAUCCUGGACUGCAAGGUGACAUUGGUUUCACAUAACAAGGUGACAUUGGUUUCACAUAAGGUGACACUGGCUUCACAUAACAAGGUGACAUUGGUUUCACAUAAUCUUCAGCACAGGAUCUAUCACUAAUGACAAAGAUUAAGUAAGCUUCUCCAAGUUAUUACUAAAGAAUAAAAGAUCUAAAAUAACUUCCUGUACAGGGCCUCUGAAAAAAUGACUGACAAAAAAGUGUUUGUCAUUUGUUUGUUGACCAGGGUAGACAAGAGACAAUCCUUGGCAUAUCAUGACAGAUUAAGACAAAGUGAGAGGAUGAGACAAUUUGGAAAGGAGGGUAGGGGUUAAUCUCGUUCUGUUAGUAGAUACUGCAAAUAUGUGAAAACUAUAUAAUUUCUUAGCAACUAUUAACAGUGAAGUUCUGACAUGCCAUCUUGAUAUUGCUGGCAAUAGAUUUCACAAAACUUUUCAUUAAUUCAGUGCUAUGAGUACAUUUGCUCAAAUCUAGCACAAAGAAGUCGACAUGAAUUGUAUAUAUGAGCACUAGGAAUGGGUAAACAUUAAAUGAUCUGCAAAUAAAAAUUGUGACACUAAAGAAAACUCAAAGGUUGAACAUGAUGAAUAAAGACCAGCAAAAUUCCACCAACACUGAGUGAAUAUAUUCACAUGUCAGCAAACAGUAACAUCUGUGAUUCAAGCCCAGGUAGAGACAUUCUAUUAGGACUUGCUCUGCUUCACCUCAGUUUCCUUUGAAGUGUGUGCAGAGGUGUUAUAACUACAACCUCAAGGCACAUCUACUUACUAAUAUACAUGUGAUUUGUGAAGAAAAAUGAGAUGUCAAGCUGGGAGUCAGGUGACAGAGCCUUAUUAAUAAGCUUCCAUACAUUAUCUACUUUCAUCUAAAUUUGAGCACGCAUUAUUUUAUACUGUAUUCCUGCACUUUGGUGAGACUGUAUACCUGAAUCCUUAGAUGUCUAAUUUUUCUUCACAGCUCUACUACAAGAGCUUGUGUACAAUUGCUCAAUGACACUUACACUAAAUGGGUCUAUAUCAUUUUGUCAAAUGGGUAUUCAGUGAAUACCCAUUCAUCAAACACCUAAUUACUGAAGCUGUGUUUCAGCAAAUGGUGGCUUUUAACUAGGACAGACCAGUGUUUGGUCACUGUCUGAAAUUGCCCUUUUCCCCACUGUAGUGCAAUAUCAGAGUUGGUAUAUUUAGUUAGGGGGGUAUGGGGGUAAAACC
Protopterus annectens (West African lungfish) is the source of this 3797-nucleotide messenger RNA. RefSeq lists its product as uncharacterized. NCBI's taxonomy places the organism in Eukaryota, Metazoa, Chordata, Ceratodontiformes, Protopteridae. The record is from RefSeq and is a predicted model, not a curated record. Bases 29 to 1198 code for a protein of 389 amino acids. The transcript has 5 exons.